Impatiens glandulifera is the source of this 1619-nucleotide messenger RNA. Its product is annotated as WD repeat-containing protein 74. The record is from RefSeq and is a predicted model, not a curated record. Lineage: Eukaryota; Viridiplantae; Streptophyta; Magnoliopsida; Ericales; Balsaminaceae. Gene Ontology annotation, cellular component: preribosome, large subunit precursor; nucleolus. The transcript has 11 exons. Gene Ontology annotation, molecular function: protein binding. The coding region runs from base 221 to 1453 and encodes 410 amino acids. Gene Ontology annotation, biological process: ribosomal large subunit biogenesis.
GAUCUUCCCAUAACUUUUUCUAGCCGCCGCUCUCCUCCUAUACCCAGAAAGAAGAGACCGGGAAGAAGGUAAAAUCGCAAGACCCGUAUUCACUCGACCCGCUAACCCGUGAAAUUUCUAAACCCCUUGAGCCGCGACAUUCUUCAUCUUCUUCAUGCCCACAACCUGAGCAUUAACAAUUGAUAUUGUCUGUUAGACCUUGUGUUUAAAAUAGAGAGAUAUGCCUCGCACAACAACAAUAGAGUGUCCGGGAUGUCCUCCGAUUCGAACCCUUACUUUUGAUUCACUUGGUCUUAUCAAAGUUGUCGAAGCUCGCAAUAAGGAAGGUGGAGGAGUUCCUAAGGUGGUUGAGAAGUGGGGCGAGCCGGAUUCCUCAAAGUGUGUUCUUGCCGCCUCUAUCAAUGAUAGAAAAUUCAACCCUCUAUUGGCAGUUGCAAGGAAAAAUGGCCUGGUAGAGGUGCUUAGUCCUCUCACAGGUGAUCCUUUCUUUUCUAUUCCUAAUGAUGGUUCACCCGAAGAUGAUGCAGUUGUUGGUUUGCAUUUGUUCAAAAAGAAGACAGAAUCCUCGAAAAGGUCAUGCACUUUGCUUAGGUGCACAACAAAUGGGCAUGCAAAUAUCAGCACUUAUAAAAUUCCAAAAUCAGCCAAAAAAACUGUUUCUUGCACUUCAACAGCAUCUUGGGAUGUGUGUGCUUCAGGAUCUAUUUUAUGCUCAAAGGUUGACCCGACUGAAAACUAUGCUUUAUUUGGCGGGAAGAGAGUUGAAGUUAAUCUUUGGGAUCUAGACAAGCAAGAUAAAGUUUGGGCAUCAAAACCGCCUCCUAAAGACAGCCUUGGGAUAUUCACUCCAACGUGGUUUACCUCUGCAACGUUUAUAAGCAAUGACGAUCAUCGUAAAUUUGCUGCUGGUACUAACAACAGUCAGGUUCAUAUCUAUGAUAUUUCAGCACAGAGAAGGCCUGUUCUGACAUAUAAGUUUCGAGAAACACCCAUUAAAGCCCUUACUGAGGAUCUGGAUGGCAACACCAUUUAUUUAGGGAAUGGUUCGGGUGACCUAGCUUCUAUUGAUACACGCACUGGAAAACUCUUGGGAUGUUUUCUGGGUAAAUGUUCUGGAAGCAUAAGGUCCAUAGCUCGGCAUCCAGAGCUCCCUGUCAUUGCAUCAUGCGGACUCGAUAGCUAUGUGCGCUUCUGGGAUGUAAACUCACGGCAAUUGAUAUCUGCUGUUUUCUUAAAGCAGCACCUCAAUAGCGUUGUAUUUGAUUCUAACUUUACCCUAGAAGAUAUCACUCAGACUAAGACGGAUGAGGUUCUUUUAAACGAUGAACAAGGUAAUGUUGACGAUAUGGAUGAAGAAUCGCCUGUAGUAGUGAAAAGGAAGAAAUCCUCCAAGGAACACAAACCAAGCAAGGAACACAAAUCCAAGAAGAAAAGUAAACUAGAAGAAGCCUGAUUUUGGUGGUUAACUAAAUUUAUAUGUUAUUUAUUAAAUUAGAGAUUUAUAAAUUUUGACAGUUUAUUUACUAAAUUUUGAUUUUGUAUUAUUUGUGCUAAAUUAAAUUUUCCAUAGACUUUUUCUGGCAAAAAUUUAUCCAUAUUAACAUUUUAUCUUUGUUCUC